AGGUGAAAAUCAGUGAGGUAAAGCAUACCAAGGGGAGACAAUCACUGAAGAUGUGCCGGACAGGUUGAUGGGAGUAUUAAUGGGACUGUACAGAACGACUUCAACAAGUUUACAAGUUUAUGUACGUGUAUAGAAUCACGAUGGGUUGAGGCCUGAACCAGGAAGUUACAGAAUUACCACUCAGAACAGAGGAAGUUCACCUGUGACCAUGGCCAUAGAACAAUUUGAUUUUGAUGAUCCGCGAAGUCAGAAGUUCCGUGCAGUGACAAGGCGUGUGUUGGUAUUAGGCGUAGUGUGCCUCGUCCUAACAGUGGUGAUGGUCGCAGUGGUAACUGCUGUCCUGCUCACAGCAGAAAAUGACACCAGACAACAAGUGAAAGCUGCAGCCCUACUGGAAAACUCAACAACUCAUUAUGUAGGCAUGACAAGGCUGGGGUCAUUUAGUGCACAAGGGUCACAGAGUACAGCUAGUUUUCUGGGUAGUUUUGGGUCAUCGGGUGCAACAACCUCUGUCUCUGUCAGUACAGAUACUUACCAUAGCAGAAGUUCACUGAUUAUACCACAACAAUCUGCAACUUCUUCCUCAACAGAAUCAUCAUUAGGAUCAUCAUCUGAAUCAUCAUCUGAAUCAUCAUUAGGAUCAUCAUUAGGGUCAUCAUUAGGAUCAUCAUUAAGAUCGUCAUUUGGAUCAUCUGUCUAUUCCACUAGUAUGACUUAUGCCACCAAUCCCAUAUCAUUAAGUUUAGACACCAAACCUUCCCCGAUUGUAGAGGAUACCCAACACUUGACACCUGCCCUGCAGUCAUCUGUAUUUAACCCAACUUCAACAUCUUUGUUUCCAUCUGAAGUAUCUGUUUUUGUAACCAUGGUAACAGAUCCAAUGAUGUCCUCACACCACGUCUCAUCCUCCUCCUCAUCAUCAGUUGACGAGCUAGAUAUGUCUUCAACUUCCUCCAUGGAGAUGACAUCUAUGGAACCUCUACCAUCAAGCCUCCAUCAGACCACAAUAAUUGCCAGUGAUAUGACCUCAUUUUUAAGGUCAGAAGUGAGGUCACUUGUUUACUCCACUCAAGAGUCAACAAAUCACUCCUUCUCCGAGUCAACAAAUCACUCCUUCUCCGAGUCAACAAAUCACUCCUUCUCCGAGUCAACGGUAUCUCAACAUCAUGUGUCUUCCCAAUCAACAACAUCAUUAGAAAGUUCUGUAGGUCCCCCACAUACUUCAGAAGAUGCCACCUCUUCUAUAUCAGAUCAUUUUAUUUCCUCAUUUACAACACACAUGUCACAAACAUCUGCCAAGUUUGUCUUGUCCUCCUCAUCAGGUAGUCUUUCUCCGUCUCAGAAAAUAGACGACACCUUGGCUGAUGUUUCAGAAUCAUUAUUACAUGAUGUUUCCAUCUCUAUGUCGAGUUCUAUAAUGAACUCCAGUCGGCCUUUGAUGUCUUCCUCCUCCUUGGUACAGGAGACAGUCCCUACAACUCCUUUACCUACCUCACAAAUGUCCAUGUCCUUGGUCUCCUACCCACAAACACCUUUGCAGUCCUCGGUAACAACCACCCCCAUUGUACUAGUGUCUACCCACCCAAUUCCUGCCAUUGUUCCCACCCCCACCUCUGUGUCGUCUGCCUUGGUAGGUAGAACUGAGGGGCAGGGUACCAUACAACCCCAGUCAUCUGUAUAUCAUACCCUCCCUUUGGAGAAGACAACUCCUUUAUACACUAGUGAAACAUCAGGGUCUACAACCACUGUCAUAAACAGCACAGUGGCCAGCACCUCAACCAGCACCUCAGCCAGCACCAAAACCACUACUGCACCAACAGCCACCACAUCUACCACCUCACCCAGCACCUCAGCCAAGAUCACAACCACCACUGAACCCACCACCACCUCACCCAGCACCUCAGCCAAGAUUACAACCACUACUGAACCCACAACCACCUCACCCAGCACCUCAGCCAAGAUCACAACCACUACUGAACCCACAACCACCUCACCCAGCACCAGGGCCAAGAUCACAACCACCAUUGAACCCACCACCACCUCAGCCAAGAUCACAACCACUACUGAACCCACAACCACCUCACUCAGCACCGCAGCCAAGAUCACAACCAUCAUUGAACCCACAACCACUUCACCCAGCACCGCAGCCAAGAUCACAACCACCAUUGAACCCACCACCACCUCAACCAGCACCUCAGCCAAGAUCACAACCACUACUGAACCCGCAACCACCUCAACCACCUCAACCAGCACCGCAGCCAAGAUCACAACCACUACUGAACCCACAGCCACCUCACCCAGCACCGCAGCCAAGAUCACAACCAUCACUGAACCCACCACCACCAUAGAUAACGGAUGUCCUGCUGACAAAGCACCUUGUGAGGACGGCACUUGCCUGCUAGCCAGUAAGUUCUGUGACGGAGUGGUCAACUGUCCGGACGCCAGUGAUGAAGCCAAGGACUGCAGCUGUGGGAAUGGUCAGUUCAAGUGUAGAAGUGGUCAGUGUGUGUCCAGUUUGGCCAGGUGUGACAGACAUCCUCAGUGUAGGGACAAGACUGAUGAAUUCAACUGUUCAGGUUGUGCUGGGUUCCAGUGUGAUUCAGGUCUAUGUCUGUGGACACACUCCAGUCGCUGUAACCAGGUGGUCGACUGUGAGGACCUUAGUGAUGAACUGGGAUGCCCCUUCAGACCAGGAUACAAGCGAUGCAGUAAUGGAAUCUUCAUCCAGUCGUCUGCUUGGUGUGAUGGUGUGGACGACUGCUACGACAACAGUGAUGAGACACAGUGUGAGUGUGAAGCUCUGAUAGAGACAGCUUGUCAGGACGGCGCCUGUAUACGACGAGAAUGGGUUUGUGAUGGAGUUCUGGAUUGUCGCAAUGGGACAGAUGAGGAGAACUGUGACCGGUGCGACAGUACAGAAUUUGUGUGCCCUGACUAUCAAUGUGUUGCCAUUGAUACUGUCUGUGAUGGUCACCCGGACUGUUCUGGAGGUGAAGAUGAACUCGGUUGUUUUUCACUUUCAACUACUGACCAGUCUAAUCUGAGCUUGACCACUGGUCAGUUGUGGGUCCGAUACUCAUACCAGGUCCAGCCUCUGUGUAGCAGCCAUUGGACGCAGCAGUUGAGUGACCACAUGUGUCUACAUCUCGGACAUGAGAAGGCUAUAGAGACGACUUACACACCAGAGUUGUCUUCCCCUCAGAACUCAUACUUUGAACUCAAGUCAGAUGUGAUGGUUUCAGGAAUUUCAGAUGUACUAGGCAAUCUUAUGAAUGUGACAAACUGUUCUAAUGGGAGUUUAGUCAACAUUUCCUGUUCAAACAAAGAAUGUGGAAGGCGAUCUGACGAUUUCCUUACAGCUUACAUUGCGGGUGGAGAGUUAUCUCCCCUGGGAAAGUGGCCAUGGAUAGCUUCUCUGACGUAUCUGGGGGAGCCACUGUGUACUGCUGCCAUAGUAACCAGCCAGUGGCUAGUUACUGCUGGACAUUGUGUGGCAUUGCCAGGAUCACAUGAUUACACACAUACACCAUUUUACGUCCAAGCUUCUGUUGGAUCUGUCAAACGUUUUACAGACCAGAGAUCUCAGCGUAACAUAGUUACUGCAGACAGAAUAUUACAACAUCCAAAAUUUACGUAUACUGGAUUGGGCCCGAUCCUGUGGGAUAUAGCAUUAGUGCACCUGGAACAACCUCUGACCUUCACAGAGGUCAUUCAACCAAUAUGCCUUCCAACGGAUACCGAUAGUUACCAUGACAACUGCUACUUGGCAGGAUGGGGAUUCUUAGACAAUGAUGGAGGACAGUUACCCAAUUACCUCAGAGAGGCCAAAGUUCAGGUGUGGGAAGAUGAGACUUGUCGUCAGGACACGGUUCCCCUGGAAACCAGUGUCAACACCAACAUCACCCUGUGUACGGGUUAUGCUGGCGGAAUUCUAUCUGGCUGUCAGGGUGACAGUGGCAGUCCCUUGAUGUGUGAGGACGUCAGCGGACACUGGUUUCUAGCUGGUGUGCUGAGUAGUGGAUCUGCCAACUGUGGUGUUGUUACUACUCGGGCCGACAGGUAUACACGAGUGUCAGCUCUGAGGGAGUGGAUUCAUGAUGUCAUAGGGACACCCUGAUGUCAGGUAUACACGAGUGUCAGCUCUGAUGGAGUGGAUAAAUGAUGUCAUAGGGACAUCCUGAUGUCAGGUAUACAUGAGUGUCAGCUCUGAGGGAGUGGAUAGAUGUCAUAGUGACACCCUGAUGUCAGGUAUACACGAGUAUCCGCUCUGAGGGAGUGGAUAGAUGUCAUAGUGACACCCUGAUGUCAGGUAUACACGAGUAUCCGCUCUAUCAUGGAGUGGAUUCAUGAUGUCGUAGUGAAAUCCUGAUGUUAGUGUUAUACACUAGAGUCCGGUCCUUAAUGAUCAGUAUUGCACAUGAUUUCGAUUCACGCCAGAAUGUUAUGGACAUUUAGACAGGAGGCAUGUUGUGGUUGAUGUAUACAGUGUUAUAGGUCUCAGGGAGUGGAUAUCUCACUUUACAUAUUAUAUAGGUCCUUCAAACAAGAAUGAUAAGAUUUUACAUCGUCCCAAAAAAUUUAUAUACAAUAGAAAUAUUAUUUAUAUACAUAUAUAAGUAUAACUUAAGAAACACUUGUUAGUAAAGCGUAACCGUGUUCAUCUUUAAACCAUAUCUUGUUAUUACAAUGUAUGUACUGUGUAUUGUGACAAGGUCUGUUACCCAGGUAUUGUGUUAUACAAAAAUGUAGUUGUAAACAUUGAACAAGAUCUGAGCAAUUUCAUGACUUAUAUUUCUAGAGUACUUUUGCUAUACAAUAUAUUUAUAUAAAUCUAUACAAUGACCUAGGAUUUGAAUAUUUGAUUAUUUAAUUAUUGAUAUAUUUUAUGUUUUCAUAAAUAAAUUUGAUAAAAGAAAUC
Molecule: messenger RNA, 4918 nt
Organism: Pecten maximus
Lineage: Eukaryota; Metazoa; Mollusca; Bivalvia; Pectinida; Pectinidae
Product: mucin-5AC-like
Exons: 17
Coding region: 209-4117 (1302 amino acids)
Biological process (GO): proteolysis
Cellular component (GO): plasma membrane
Molecular function (GO): serine-type endopeptidase activity; protein binding
Source: RefSeq, a predicted model, not a curated record